Messenger RNA from Dama dama (fallow deer), 2955 nucleotides. RefSeq names its product mediator complex subunit 22 (gene MED22). Gene Ontology annotation, biological process: regulation of transcription by RNA polymerase II. The coding region runs from base 169 to 741 and encodes 190 amino acids. Gene Ontology annotation, molecular function: transcription coregulator activity. The record is from RefSeq and is a predicted model, not a curated record. The transcript has 4 exons. Gene Ontology annotation, cellular component: mediator complex. NCBI's taxonomy places the organism in Eukaryota, Metazoa, Chordata, Mammalia, Artiodactyla, Cervidae.
AGAGCCCGUAGCGCGCGUUUGGCGGAAAGGGCAUCUCCGGAGAGCCUGCCCGAGGGUCCUACCCAGGCUGGCGCCUGCAGCGGAGAGAGGGGCCGGAGCUGGCCUGCUCACACCCAGACUCGCUUCCAGGUGCCCCCCACCCCGUCCUGCGCUGUCUGAGGCCCCGCCAUGGCCCAGCAGAGAGCCCUGCCGCAGAGCAAGGAGACGCUGCUGCAGUCUUACAACAAGCGGCUUAAGGACGACGUCAAGUCCAUCAUGGACAACUUCACCGAGAUCAUCAAGACCGCCAAGAUUGAGGACGAGACGCAGGUGUCAAGGGCCACUCAGGGCGAGCAGGACAACUACGAAAUGCACGUGAGAGCCGCCAACAUCGAGUGGAAGCCAGAGGCCCGAUGGCACCUGCCAUGGCAGCAAUUCACGUGCCUGCGGCGGCUGCCGGGGACCCUGCCCUCCCCUCGCUCACCUCCUAGACCCUCACUCCUGGCGACGGCCCCGUGUGAGUGCCGCGGCCCCACUUCGCGGGUCCGAGCCGGCGAGUCCCUGAUGAAGCUGGUGUCUGACCUCAAGCAAUUCCUCAUCCUCAACGACUUCCCGUCAGUGAAUGAGGCCAUCGACCAGCGCCGCCAGCAGCUGCGUGCCCUGCAGGAGGAGUGUGACCGGAAGCUCGUCGCGCUGCGGGACGAGGUCUCCAUCGACCUGUACGAGCUGGAGGAGGAGUAUUACUCGUCCAGGUACAAAUAGGGCUGGACCCCGUGCACGGCGGACCUGCGGACCCGGGCCCGGCCAGCAGGGGUGGCCCAGCCCCACCCGGCAGCCUGAAGGUCCUUGCUUCCAAACCCUUCCUGGUCUCGGCAACAGAACCCUUUGUCUGGGUUUCAGAGCAGACCUCAGGGUCAGAACAUCUGAUCAACAGACAGCUGAUGCUGCCUCCCGGGGCCUGGGCAUCAGAAUGAAAAUCAGAGCCUCGAGGGUUGGGAGGGCCAGGCCAGCGUUUCUGUCUGGGGGCCCAUCUGUCUGUCUUAAUCGUCUAAUCCAGGUCUAAACAUCCCAGCCACGCGGGGCCAGUGCUCUUGGCUACCCAGCCCCUGUCCAGGACCCCAGUGCUUGCCCAGGGUUGUGAUUCGCCAUGGGUGUCACCGAACACCCACUCUGUGUGUGUCGGGGUGGGGGUUCCUGGGAAGGAGGAGGAGAAAAUCCAAGUGGAGUGUGGCCUUGAACGCCAGGCCUGGGCACUUGGACCAGAGUUCCCAUUCAGCUCAGCGUUAUUCACAGAUCACAGCCCUCCUGCGCGCUAGGCCCAAUCACAGCAGUAGGCAAGGCCUGUGACGCCAGCCCUCGUGGCCUGCUUACAAUUCCGAAACCAAGGCAGUUUGAGCUGGAGGGACCCCAGGAAAUCAGAAUCCAGGGGUAAUUUACUUAAGGGGAAGCUGAGGCUGGAGAGGCCUCGCACAUCCGUCGUUAGCUUGGAAAAAUCAAGACUCACUCCAGCAGAUGCGGGGUUGGCACCCCCUCGCCCUCGCUGGAUAAACGUGUCUUUCCUGUCAUGGAUUUUCAUUGCUCCUUUCUGUCCCGUGGCGGCCAGGGUGGGGCCAAAGAUGCCCAGAGCCAGCAUGUCUGUGUCCUGAGGCUUGAUUUCUGUGUGCGUUCCAGUGCCACCCCUCACGGUCCCUCCUGCCUUUACCUUCGUGGGAAGGGACAAGUGUCACUGCUCGGUUGGAGUGGUUUAAACUCUUCCAGAGGGUUCUGCGGCCACCUCUCAUCCCUGAUGCCUACUGGCUCAGCAGACACACAGCAAGUGCCUCCUGCAUAGUAGCCUUCAGUGAGGGGUCCAGAGUGGUCCCUGGGGAGGUUCAGACCCUGCUGGGGGCAUUGCUCCUUAUGUCCUUGUGUUUGCACCCUUGUGGCCCCCAUGGGCCAGGGCCAUGGACUGAAUGUCUGCAGGAGAGAGCUUAGCCCUGCCUCUUGAGACUGAGGGCAAUGGGGGCUGAAGGGGAACGCCUGAGAGCCAGGCUCCUCCUGUCCUGGCUCCAGGCCGUCAGUCUGGCUCAGAGGGGUUUCUAGUCCAGCCUGGGGUCUUUGAGAGGCUGAGGCCCUCCGUCUGUAAAUGCCUGUGGUGGCCGGGGCUCAGCUGAGUCAGGGCUAGCCGGCUGUGGGCCCCUCCCUGCUUGUCCCCUACACAGGCGGCGUGUCCCCGCCCCAGCCACCAGCGCUCAGCCCGUUCUCCGUGUGCGUCUCCGCUGCCCACACGCUCGCUUCCCCGCUUUCUGCUCACGAUUUGCUUUCUCUGCCUCUCGCCCUCCACUCUCCGCAAAACUCUGCUCUGUGUCCAGGAUGGUUCUGAGGCUGGAUGCUGGGGGCGGGAGCGAGAGGCAGGAUUCGGGAGGAAGCCCGCGGGACAAGUGUGGGGAUGGGCAGGCCCCACUCGCCCCCUGGACGGCCUCCACGAGCCAUGCUCUGUUCACCUGCAUCCCUGCCCUAAGAGGCCAGCCGUGCUGUCCCCACACUAGACAAGAUCUGGUGCGUUCAGUGUGGCGUGGCCGUAGACUGUCCCCGCGUUAGAGACGGGAGCCUGAGUUCAAGGUGCUGGGGUCCUGUUUGAGGUCACACAGCUGGUGCAGGGCUGCAGGACAGAACGCCAGGGCCUCUGCUUCUAACCGCCACCCCAUUCGGGCUGAGUCCCAGGCCCAGAGAGUAGACAGGGUCUGUGCCCCCAGGGCCCUUGAGAAGUGCAGGGACCAUGGAGACCACCUCUGGACGCUGGUUCCUGCAGCUAGAGAGUGGAGCUGGCAGCUCCCUGCAGGAGGAAGGCAGCCGGAGCCAGGAGGGACACGGAUGGGUCAGUGGAAGGGACCUGCCGAGGUCACACAGCCUGCCAGUGGCUGGUCCCAAAUGGGUCCCUGUAGGAGCCCCUGGAGGACCCGGAAGCAGGCGCAGCUCACCGUGCACACGGGAGGA